AUGAUUAACACUUGGCCUCUGUCCUCAGAGCUUACAGACUAAAUGAACCUCUCCGAAUCAGCAUCCCAUUCUGAAUCAGUGCGUGAAUUCAUCCUUCUGGGUUUUCCCUGCAGUAGGGAGAUUCAGGUCAUUCUGUUUAUGUUCUUCUCCAUCAUCUACCUCCUGACUCUCAUAGGAAAUGGAGCCAUUAUCUGUGCUGUGUGCUGGGACCAGCAUCUCCACACCCCCAUGUACAUCCUGCUGGGGAAUUUUGCAUUCCUGGAGAUCUGGUAUGUCAACUCCACUGUUCCAAACACACUGAUCAACUUCCUCUCAGCGAGCAAGGCCAUCUCUUUCACUGGUUGCUUCCUUCAAUUGUAUUUUUUCUUUUCCAUGGGCUCCACUGAGUGCUUCUUUCUCUCAGCAAUGUCAUUUGAUCGAUACUUUGCCAUCUGCCAUCCUCUGCAUUAUGCCACAAUUAUGACUGAUAGACGUUGUUUCAACCUAGUGAUUGCUUGUUGGAUAUGUGGCUUUCUCUGGUAUCUGGUGCCUGUUAUUCUCAUUUCCCAACUGCCUUUCUGUGGUCCUAAUGCAAUUGAUCACUUUGUAUGUGACUCAGGCCCACUGCUGACCCUUUCAUGUGUUCCUGCUCCCAUGUCCAAGCUCACCAGCUAUACUCUAAGCUCCCUCAUCAUCCUCCUUAGCUUCCUUUUCAUCCUCAUCUCCUAUGCCCUGGUUCUACUUGCUGUUCUUCGAUUGCCCUCAGCAUCCAGUCGACAAAAGGCCUUUUCCACCUGUGGGUCCCAUUUGGCUGUGGUGCUGCUGUUCUAUGGGACCAUUAUGGUGAUGCAUGUGAGCCCUGGAUCCAGCCACUCCACGUUGUUGCCGAAAAUCAUGACUUUGUUCUAUGCUAUGGUGACUCCACUCAUCAACCCUUUGAUUUACAGUCUCAGGAAUAAGGAUAUGAAAAAAGCUCUCUGGAAAGUUCUGGAAAAGUUUAAAAUUUCUUUAAAAGUCUUUGGCAGCAGGCACAGGAGGAAUGUGGGAUAA
Budorcas taxicolor (takin) is the source of this 1029-nucleotide messenger RNA. Its product is annotated as olfactory receptor 11H12-like. Gene Ontology annotation, molecular function: G protein-coupled receptor activity; olfactory receptor activity. Gene Ontology annotation, biological process: G protein-coupled receptor signaling pathway. NCBI's taxonomy places the organism in Eukaryota, Metazoa, Chordata, Mammalia, Artiodactyla, Bovidae. The transcript has 2 exons. The record is from RefSeq and is a predicted model, not a curated record. Gene Ontology annotation, cellular component: membrane.